UUCCCAACAUUCCCACAACUGAGCAACAGACCUGAGUCCUUUGACAAGCUUCUUUUCUCUAAGUGCCAGGUCUAUCCACAACACCAAGCCAUGUUUUCCCAGCAGCAGAAGCAGCCCUGUACUCUACCUCCCCAGCAGCAAUGUGCCUCCCAAACCAAGGAGCCUUGCCACCCCAAGAUCCCAGUGCCUUGCCAUCCCCAAGUGCCACAGCCUUGCCAUCUCAAGGUACCACAGCCUUGCCAUCCCCAGAUGCCAGCACCUUGCCAUCCUCAGGUGUCAAAGCCUUGUAUACCCACUGUUACUCCACCUGCUCAACAGAAAUGCCCACAGGUCCCCAAGACCAACCAGAUGUAAGACGGAUCAG
This is a messenger RNA of Vombatus ursinus (common wombat), 364 nucleotides long. RefSeq names its product cornifin-like. Lineage: Eukaryota; Metazoa; Chordata; Mammalia; Diprotodontia; Vombatidae. Bases 91 to 354 code for a protein of 87 amino acids. The transcript has 2 exons. The record is from RefSeq and is a predicted model, not a curated record.